Messenger RNA from Thecamonas trahens ATCC 50062, 2367 nucleotides. RefSeq names its product phospholipase/carboxylesterase. Lineage: Eukaryota; Apusomonadida; Apusomonadidae. The record is from RefSeq and is a predicted model, not a curated record. Gene Ontology annotation, molecular function: hydrolase activity; potassium ion leak channel activity; proton channel activity. The coding region runs from base 1 to 2328 and encodes 775 amino acids. The transcript has 2 exons. Gene Ontology annotation, cellular component: endosome; lysosome.
AUGGAUACAGGUCUGGGUAGCCUCUCGGUCAAGGAGCUGAAGCGACGGCUGGCGGCGGCGGGCGGCAGCGCAGUCGGGUUGGUGGAGAAGAGCGAGUUGGUGGCGGCGGUGGAGGCGGCCGAGGCAGCAGGCGCGGCCAGCCGAGACGGUGGCGCGAGCACCGAGACAGGUCCGAGGCGGACGACGCGGAAGAGGGUCACCAUCGCGGGCGUCGACGCCAUCGAUGUCUCUACCUGCCGCGAUGGCGAGAGGCCCGCGGUUGUGGUGGUGGUCUGCCACGGGUUUGGGGCGAGCGAGAACGAUCUGGCGCCGCUCGGCUCGUCGCUCAUCCCGGCCGAUCCGGCCGCCGCACCGGCGCGGAUGAUCUUUCCACAGGGCAUUGUGUCGCUCGGCGGAGGCUCGUAUGCGUGGUGGCCGCUCGACAUGCCGCGGCUGAUGAUGCUGCGGCUCUCGGGCCAGCUCCACACCAUCGACGAUGAAGUGCCCGAGGGUAUUGAUGCCGCCACCGACGCGCUCGUCGCACUCAUUGCCGACGCCAUGGCCACUGCCGCCGACGGAGCUGCCCUCGUUCUCGCUGGCUUUUCGCAGGGCUCGAUGCUUGCCUCGCAUGUCGCGCUCACUCGUGCCGCCGACCUCCCGGUUGAUCCGUCUCUUCUGGUGGUCAUGUCCGGCCGCGCCGUCGCCAAAUCGGCCUGGACCGAUGCACUCGCCACCCGCUCGGCCCCGCUUGACGUCAUCCAGUCGCACGGCACCGCCGAUCCCAUCCUUCCCUACAACGGUGGCGUCGAGCUCGCCGAGCUCUUUCGCAGCGGUGGCGCGUCCGUCGAGUUUAUCGAGUUCAACGACGGCCACACCGUGCCACAGGAGCUCCUCGUUGAGCUCAAGCUUCGGCUGGAUGUACUGGCCGGCCUCGAAUCGUCGCGCGGGGCGAGUGUGGCUGGUGACAGCGGACAGGGUAGCGGGCACCGCAUCGAGGCGUACCGACGACUCGACUCGGAGCGACUGAUGGCGUACACGGACGCAGUCAUGUCGAUCAUUGCAACCAUCCUGGUUCUGCCGCUCAAAGUAGAGAGCGAGGAGGGCGAGGGCAAGACGCUGCGCGAGGUGAUGGACGAGAAGAACAUGUACACGACGAUGGGCACCUUUGUCGUCACCUUUAUCUACAUCUCGCUCUUCUGGCGCGCGCAUCGCGCCCUCUUCCUUCCGGGCCUCGUCAUGAAGCCGCUCAUGCUGUAUCUCAACUUUGCCUUUCUCCUCUCGCUAUCAUUUCUGCCGUUUGUCGCUGCACUGGUGACCGGAAACAAGGAGCAGCCGGUGGCGUUGGCGCUCUUCUACGGCCUUCUCGGCUACAUCGCCGUUGUCCGCCUCGUCACAGCGGUCUACGCCUCGGUUGCACUGGGGUGGGAGCAUGCGGGCAACUCGGUCAUCCUGCUCCGCAUUGGCGCGCUCAUUGCUGCCUGCAUCGCUGCCGUCUCGUGUGCCUGGUCGCUCGGCUCAAGUGUCAACCUAUUCCUCAUCAUCUACCUUGCUGGGCGCGCCGCCGCCAACUCGGGUUACGUCCAGCAGAUGCUUGGCAUCGAGCCAGCUGAGUCGCAGGCAAGUGACGACGUGCCGGACGGCGAUCGAGUCAUUUUCUUUUCCGACGGCGUGUAUGCUAUUUCGUCAACACUGAUUGUGCUGGACCUGCCAGCGGCGCCGCCGGGCCUCUCGGACGCUGGCCUCACCGCGUUUCUUUCUCACGAGGGCACUGCCCUGCUCUCUUACGUCAUCUGCGCAUACGUUGUGGGGCUGCUGUGGAUGGGGCACUACUCGCUGAUGCAUGAUGCCGAGACCCUGCCGCGUAUGGUCGAGCGGCUCAACAAUGUCCAUCUCAUCUUUGUGGCGCUCAUGCCGUUUGGCUCGAACCUGCUCAUCCUCUACGGACAGUCGGACGACUCGCCGCUGGCCAUCGGCAUCUUUGUUGCCAUUGCUGGCAGCGCCGCUAUUCUCCUUAGCGCCAUGGCAGGGUGGCGCCUGUACAAGGCGCUGCGCAGUUUGAAUAACCGUGUCCCGAGUGGAGGAUCGCACGAGGGCACGUGGCUGCUGACCACCACCGAGUCGGACGUGGACGAGGCCGAGGCGCUCAUCGCUCGCCUCAAGCGCAACGUUGUGUUCUCGUUCAACCUGCCGCUCACCCUCGUCGUUGGUAUUCUUCUGUCACUCUGGCACAAGUGGCUCUUUGUGGCCAUCCUUCCGCUCUCGGGCUACCUCGCGCUGGCACUCUCGCUUGUGUACGGCCGUCUUCCGUGCGCCGCGUCGCCGCGGCGCAGCAUUGGCUCGGUGCAGUAGUGUGUGGGGGAGCAAGUGGAGCAAAAAGACGGACGCAUG